Messenger RNA from Penicillium cataractarum, 1491 nucleotides. RefSeq names its product alpha-mannosyltransferase. The transcript has a single exon. Gene Ontology annotation, biological process: mannan biosynthetic process. Gene Ontology annotation, cellular component: Golgi apparatus. NCBI's taxonomy places the organism in Eukaryota, Fungi, Ascomycota, Eurotiomycetes, Eurotiales, Aspergillaceae. Bases 1 to 1491 code for a protein of 496 amino acids. The record is from RefSeq and is a predicted model, not a curated record. Gene Ontology annotation, molecular function: alpha-1,2-mannosyltransferase activity.
AUGGGUAUGUUCAGGCCGGGUCGGGUCCGGUCCCUAUUACUCGCUUUCCUUGCGACAGUCCUCGUGUGCACCGUCUAUCUCUACUGGACUCCAACCACCGCAUCCUCCACCGUCUCCGUCGUUCCAAGUACCGCCUUCGAAGUCCCGCUCGUCGAACGCCAGAAGGAUUUCUGGAAAGCCUUCCAGCCCAUUCUCGAACGUCAUAAUCCCAACUGCCCAUCCCCCGAGAAGGAUGGCGACGCCGGCGCAAUCCAUUUCGAUCCGGUCAAGGACAGUCCGCGGCCGGAUCUGACGGUGAUGAGCGAAGCGGAUCAGAAGGCUAUGGAGGAUGCGCAUACCAACUUUGUAGAGGAUAUUAAGAAGGCCGGGAAGGAUUUGAAACCCGCUCAUACCUCCGGGAAGCGAGGUUUGGUCUCGACGGCCGGUGCGACGUAUCUCCCGGUGUUUGUCUCGACUCUGCGUAUGCUACGCCGGGCUGGGUCUACUCUUCCAGUGGAGGUGUAUAUGAAGGAUACGAGCGAGUAUGAGAAACACGUGUGUAAUGAUAUUCUACCCAGCCUCGAUGCACGGUGCAUGGUACUCGCCGACGUGGUGGGAAAGAAUGUCAUUGAGCAUUAUCAGCUUAAGAUCUUUGCGGUCCUCUUCUCCUCGUUUGAGGAGAUUGUGUGGAUGGACGCAGACUGCUUCCCGCUGGGUAAACCCGAGGAACUCCUCGAUUCGGAGCCUUUCACCUCGACAGGUUUGGUUAUCUGGCCCGACUUUUGGGCUUCUUCGGCAUCUCCCUUGUAUUACAAGAUUUCACGGCAAAACGCACCGCCCAUGUCUGCUCGCCAGUCUUCGGAGACCGGUGUUUUCCUGGUCUCGAAGAAGACGCAUCUCCUACCUCUGCUACUGGCUGCCUACUAUAAUUUCUAUGGACCAUCCCAUUACUUCCGACUGUUAAGUCAAGGCGGGCCAGGGGAAGGCGACAAGGAAACUUUCCUUCAAGCUGCUACAGCUCUAGGUGCACCCUUCUACGCCGUGAGCGAGAGAGUGCAAGCUGUCGGCCAUCAAAACGGAGAGAAGCUAGCAGGUUCAGCCAUGGCCCAGACCGAUCCUCGCGAAGACCACGCUCUCACCACGCAAGAUAAGUGGCGAGUCAAGGACCCGUCCGUGGCAUCGCCCCCGCAUAUCUUCUUCAUCCAUGCCAAUUAUCCCAAAUUCAACCCUGGAGACAACGUCUUCGGUAUGGGCUGGGAGACCACUCCGACCAUCAAGGAGGAUGGUUCAGAUAGUCGUGCGUGGACUGCCCCGCCCGAGGCUCUUCGUCGAUUUGGAUAUGACGCGGAAAAGGCCUACUGGGAGGAGAUCAAAUGGGUGACCUGCCACCUGGAAAAUGUUUUCAAGUCAUGGGAGCACAAGGCUGGCCUUUGUGUGAAGGUUGAGGAUUAUUGGAAAAAUAUCUUUGCCGAACCGCACGAGGACGAUCCUAAAUUUACCGAAGACGGUUGA